Molecule: messenger RNA, 531 nt
Organism: Sphaeroforma arctica JP610
Lineage: Eukaryota; Ichthyosporea; Ichthyophonida
Exons: 1
Coding region: 1-531 (176 amino acids)
Source: RefSeq, a predicted model, not a curated record
AUGAAGAACGAGGCAGAUGAGAAACGCAAGGAUAGGGCGGCACACGACAAAGGCAUGAAGAUCGAGGCAGAUGAGAAGCGCAAGGAUAAGGCGGCACACGACAGAGUCAGGAAGAACGAGGGAGACGACAGAGGCAUGAAGAUCCAGGCAGAUGAGAAACACAAGGAUAAGGUGGCUGACGACAGAGACAUGAGAACGAGGCAGAUGAGAAACGAUAGGAUAAGGCGGCAGACGACAAAGGCAAGAAAAAGGUGUACGAAAAAAAAAAUCUACCAUAGGUAUGCGCACAAGAUCACUGACGGAACAAGAUUUUUGCUCCCCGACGGAAACAUUUUCCUCGUAGAGAAUGUUUGUGGCGAUGGGAACUGUUUCCUCCAUUCAGUUUGCGAUAGCCCCUAUUUCCGAGAGACAGGUAUGACAGACCACCGAAUUCUACGCGCUAAUAUUGCAACAUGCGACCCACCGAUGUUCGUGGAAUUCGUCAGAAGAAUCGAGUAUCUUAACAGGGAAGAUCAAACAGAGACUUUUUGA